AUCCGCUGGGCAGGAUCCGCCGCGCCGGCUACGGCCGGCAGGGCUGGGAGCCCCGCGCAGGGGAGAAGGUGAGGGGACCGGGCGGGCAGCUGCACAGAGGCCGGGAAAUGAACGCCUGGAACUCUGGCUGGGAGCGGACCCAUGAGCGAAGGACCAAAAGAGCCUCGUGAUCGCCGGACCUGGCUCUGCGACCCCAGCCAUGGGCCAGACCUCGGUCUCUGCGCUGUCCCCGCAGCCCGGCAGCGUUGACGGACUGGACAAAGCUUCUAUAGCAAACUCAGAUGGCCCCACAGCAGGUUCCCAAACACCUCCCUUCAAGAGAAAGGGGAAACUCUCCACCAUUGGUAAAAUCUUUAAGCCUUGGAAGUGGAGGAAAAAGAAGACGAGUGACAAAUUUAGAGAAACGUCAGCAGUAUUAGAAAGGAAGAUAUCCACCAGACAAAGUAGAGAGGAGCUGAUAAGAAGGGGAGUUCUUAAGGAGUUGCCUGAUCAAGAUGGAGAUGUAACAGUUAACUUUGAAAAUUCAAACGGGCACAUGAUCCCCAUCGGAGAGGAAUCUACCCGAGAGGAAAAUGUAGUAAAGUCUGAAGAAGGUAAUGGCUCUGUAGCUGAAAAAACACCACCUCUGGAGGAGAAGGCAGAAGAUAAGAAAGAGAACACUGAAAACCACUCUGAAACACUGGCAGUUCCUGCUCUACCUCCUCCAGCUCCUCCUAAGCCUAAGCCCAAACCUAAACCCAAAAAAACACCUGUGCCUCCAAAAGGGGCCACGACUGGGGCCAGCCACAAAGGUGAUGAAGUGCCUCCCAUUAAAAAAAAUACCAAGGCUCCUGGUAAGCAGGCCCCCGUCCCUCCACCCAAGCCAACAAGCCGAAACACAACUCGAGAGGCUGCUGGUUCCUCUCAUUCAAAAAAACCAUCCGGAUCCAAAGCAUCAGCCUCACCAUCUACAUCAUCCACCUCGUCUCGUCCCAAAGCUUCAAAGGAGACAGUUUCUAGCAAAACGGGGACAGUGGGGACCACAAAGGGCAAGAAAAAAACUGGCAAGCAGCCAACAACUUACCGCCUGUCCUCAGAUGCAGCCACUUCCGGCACAUCUGACCUCCCAGGAGCGCCUUCGGACACCGCAGCGGAGGGUCUGAAUCCUGAGCAGACUGUGGCUGGGGCUGAGGAGCAGACUGCCCGCAAAUCCAAGUCUGCAGUCCCUCCGCCCCCUGUGGCUCCGCCUCCGUCUCCCCCCGCCCCUCCUCUCGCUCCCAAGGAUCAGUGUGUUACUGCCUCAGACCCUCCAGUUGUCCUGGUCAGCGUUGGAGCUGACCUGCCCAUCCCUGCCUUAGACCCAGGUCAACUUCUUUGGGCUGAAGAGCCGACGAACAGAACCACUUUCCACUCAGGCCCUGACUUAAGUGAUGGCCGAGAAAAUGCAAAAUGUUUCACAACCAAAGACGAGUUGACACCUCAGCUACUGACUCCGGGGCUGAUGGGAGAGUCUUCAGAAUCCUUCAGCGCCCUGGAGGAAGAAGGCCAGAGAGAGUACCAGGCCAGUGACUCUGACUCCGACGGGCCCAUCUUGUACACUGAUGAGGAUGAGGACGAGGACGAGGACGAGGAUGGCAGUGGAGAAAGUGCUCUGGCAAGUAAAAUCCGACGAAGGGACACUCUUGCUAUCAAACUUGGCAACAGACCAUCUAAGAAAGAGUUAGAGGACAAAAACAUCUUGCAGCGGACCUCAGAAGAAGAGAGACAGGAAAUCCGACAACAAAUUGGAACCAAGUUAGUCAGGAGGCUUAGCCAGAGGCCCACAACUGAAGAAUUAGAGCAAAGAAAUAUCCUAAAACAAAAGAAUGAAGAAGAGGAACAAGAAGCAAAAAUGGAACUUAAACGCAGACUCAGCAGAAAGCUCAGCCUGAGACCCACAGUGGCAGAGCUACAAGCUCGAAGGAUUCUGCGAUUUAAUGAGUAUGUAGAAGUCACUGAUUCUCCCGACUAUGACCGCCGGGCGGACAAGCCCUGGGCCAGGUUAACACCUGCAGACAAGGCAGCAAUAAGGAAAGAACUAAAUGAAUUUAAAAGCACAGAAAUGGAAGUUCAUGAAGAGAGUCGACAGUUUACAAGGUUUCAUCGUCCAUAAUGAAGCAUGAGACUAUUUUGAGACAUAAACUGAUCAUCUCUGGGGGAAGCCCUGCUUCCUGAACACCUGAUAUUUGCACUGGGAUUGGAACGUGGUGUUUCCCUUUAACUUCUGGUGAAGGAAGUGUGUGACCCGGCUGUUUUGGAAAGUGCUCCUCACCUGUGCGGCCCAGAUGGGGCCAACGAGCAAACGGAAGAUGCGGUGACCCUUGCUGCCCGGAUUGUGUAUCGAUGGUAGGGGACACCAUGGUUACAUCAGUUAUUCUUCAUCAAGAGUUGUAAUCAAAGAAGAUGAGCAGAAGACAAUCGCUGGCUACACCAGAAAGCCAAAUUUUAUAAUGCAGGUUCAAGAAAAAUAAGAGAUUGGAAUCGGUGGGCGUGGGAAAGGGGUAGGAAUAAAGACCAGAAAGGAAAAGAAAUAUUUCAUUAUGUUAAUGAAGACAAGAGAAAAUUGACACAUAAAUGUAUUUUUGAAGUAGGCAUUUGGUAGCUGAGAGCUUAUUAAGGGACUUGGGAAUCUAAUUAUUCAGCAUGGAUUCUUUAAAGACUUGGUCCUAGAAGAAAAUUCUUGUUUCACCAUUUUGUUGGUACAGUGCUGUACCAUUAUUUUAUGUUGUGCCAGUGAUCCAAUUGCCAGAAAUGUCUGAAUGUUUUCAUGCAUCUUUUUCUUAAGUGCAAGAGGCUUCUAUUGACUCUUAACAAGCAUGCUUCCCCAAAUUUUGUUGCAUGCUUUAAAUAGCAUAGCUAUACACACUUGACCUUUUUUUAUACUCCUUUCCUAAUGUACCAAGCUUCCACCAGGAGAGCAGGACUGGGAAUAAAGGCAGAUGUAAUGUGACCCUAUAAACUGCAGCAAGCUUCAGAAGUCAAUCUUUUGCUCUUUAAUUAUCUUCACUGUCAAUGCACCCACACUUGAUCUAACGGAGAUAGUAUUGACAAUCCUUCUGCCUUUUUAAAAAACCUGAACCCAGCGUUAAAAUGUAAACAAGAUAUGCAAAUGUGCUGCCUGGUUAAUUCUGAGUGGGAAUGCAAAGGACCAGUGAUUUUUCAGUGCUGCAUUAAAAAAAAAAAAAAGUUGGGUUGCUGCUAUUUAAAAACUUAAAGCACAGAGAUCAAAAAAAUACUCACUCAAAGGCUCAAAGAACACAAAGUUUCUGCUAUUUGGGGUGUGAGGAAAACCCCGUCUUGUAAUUUAAGAAUCUGCAGGCAAGCAUCCAUGCCUGUAGUACAGUAUUCACUUUCAGUGUAAAGCCAUCAGUGAGACUGAAGUCAUGGAAGGUUUCCCUGUGAGCCUACAGUCAGUAUUGUUUACAUGAAGAACCCUCUGUUGUUGCAUUGCUAUUUUCCAUGAAGUCACGAGCACAGCAUGAUUUCUGCUCCCAAAUGCAUAGGACCAUGUGUAAAUACCACCUGGCAUUCAAUUGUUCUUUCAGUUGUUUGGUCCCCAAACACAUGAAAUUUAUAGCAAGGCAAGACCUAAGUAGAGCUUAUUCUCAGAGCCUGGACUAGAAUUUUCUAAAAUUUCUCUGGUUCAUAACGUGGAAGACUAUAAUUUUUUAUUUCAACCCACAAGUAAGCAUUUAAUCUGCUGGAUACAUUUAGAUCUGCCAUUCAUUGGUGUUUUGAAGAACCAUUUGAAAUUGAAUGAUUUUGUUUAAAAAUUUGUUAUCUGGGGCGGUGCCUGUGGCUCAAGGAGUAGGGCACCGGCCCCAUAUGCCGGAGGUGGUGGGUUCAAACCCAGCCCUGGCCAAAAACCGCAAAAAAAAAAAAAUUUUGUUAUCUGGCUUAGAAGCCCAUUGAGUAAAAAAGAAAAAAACAUUGUUUAGCCCCAGUUGGCCAAUUAUCAAAACCCAGAAUCAUUUUAUAACUAAGAAAAGUAAUCAGGAUCAUUCUGGCGGUUAUUGCCCUCAGCUAUGUGCAUUAAUGAAAUAAACCUGGAGUCUGCACUAUUGUCAUUUCACUGACAGGGUGAGACAUGCUUUUGCUUUGAAAAACAUUUUUCUGUAUGGCCAAGUAUCUGUUUCUGCCUGCAGUUUUGUCUAUCUUAAAGUGUUUCAAUCCCGCCGUAAAAAUGAACUUACUCUAAUUUUUUUCCAAAGUCAUCCUUUUCCUUAUGAUAUUUUGUUGUAUUAUCAUUUUAGUAUCUUGAAGGCAAUAUCAAAAAACAUGUUUCUUUUCAUUUUCUAUGCUUAUAACCUUUGAACACUUUUUAAAACAUUUUAAUCACAAGGCCUUUCUAUAAUGGUCAAUGUAAGGCAUUAUCACCAUGUUAUCACUCAAGAUACAUAUUAUUGUAAGUUUCUAGCUGGUUGAUAAAAGGAACAAUUUUUUUCCCCACUAGUAGUGUAUAUGAUACAAUUUUUUUAUUCUCUACAAUGAGAUACACCUAGUAUAAAAAUUAAAAAUCUGGUUUUCGUUGUCUAUGUGAGAUUUCUGAACUACUCACACCUUUUCUUCAGACUCAUUGAUGCAUUUAGAGAAAAUUUUGUAAGUUAGAAGUUUAAAAGUGAAAAUAAAAAAAAAAUAACAACUAAUCACUGUUAGGCUACUAUUUAAGUAAUUGGAACUACCAAUUAUUUCAUUAGAAUGACUCAUUAAAUAAUAACUAUGGAAAGAAUUAAAGGAUUAUGAGCUAAACGGUAUUUUACAGAAUACAGCUCUGUUUCAAUAGUGCAUUCUUUUUUUUUUUUUUUUUUUUUUUUUUUUUUGUAGAGACAGAGUCUCACUUUAUGGCCCUCGGUAGAGUGCCGUGGCGUCACACAGCUCACAGCAACCUCCAACUCCUGGGCUCAGGCGAUUCUCUUGCCUCAGCCUCCCGAGUAGCUGGGACUACAGGCGCCCGCCACAACGCC
Molecule: messenger RNA, 4982 nt
Organism: Nycticebus coucang (slow loris)
Lineage: Eukaryota; Metazoa; Chordata; Mammalia; Primates; Lorisidae
Gene: PHACTR2
Product: phosphatase and actin regulator 2
Exons: 13
Coding region: 200-2131 (643 amino acids)
Biological process (GO): actin cytoskeleton organization
Molecular function (GO): actin binding
Source: RefSeq, a predicted model, not a curated record